Molecule: messenger RNA, 544 nt
Organism: Trachymyrmex cornetzi
Lineage: Eukaryota; Metazoa; Arthropoda; Insecta; Hymenoptera; Formicidae
Product: alanine aminotransferase 2-like
Exons: 2
Biological process (GO): biosynthetic process
Molecular function (GO): pyridoxal phosphate binding; transaminase activity
Source: RefSeq, a predicted model, not a curated record
GAUAUAUGGUGAGUGUGGGAUCCGUGGCGGUUACGCUGAAAUCAUUAACAUGGAUCCGAAAGUGAUGAAGGUGCUAUUGAAGUCAAUUUCUACGAUAUAUCCUACCGUGCUCGGCCAGAUUGUGUUGGACGUUGUAAUGAUUCCACCGCGAUCGAAUGAGCAAUCGUUCGAACUGUUCCAGAAGGAGAAGGAAAAAUUCUUGCGUUCACUUGCGGAGAAAUCGCAGCUCAUUGACGACAUACUCAAUAAUAUUCCAGGAUAUAAAGCAAAUCCGCCGAUGGGUGCGAUGUACGCGUUUCCACGCUUCGAGCUGCCAUCGAAGGCGAUUGAGGCAGCGCGAGCGAAAGGCCAGGAACCAGACGUCUUCUACGCGUCCGAAUUAUUAGAGAAUACUGGGAUUUUAGUGCUCCCAGGUUCAUACUUCGGUCAAAUACCUGGUACGAAUCAUUUCCGCACUACGAUACUGCCGCAAAAGAAGAAAAUCGAAACAAUGCUCGAAACGCUGAAGCUAUUCCACAUCAAAUUUCUUAAGAAAUACAGUUAA